This is a messenger RNA of Rubroshorea leprosula, 1616 nucleotides long. The record is from the annotation of a GenBank genome assembly. Lineage: Eukaryota; Viridiplantae; Streptophyta; Magnoliopsida; Malvales; Dipterocarpaceae.
GGAAGUUAAGGCUGUUUAGGCUUUACUUGCUGGUUUUUUAUAGUGAUUUUUUUGUUAAUUGACACUAGUGAUGGGCAAUAUUGUGAUAGAUGAUAGACUCAAGGAUGAGAGUGGAGCUGAACGAUUGAUUGUUGAUGCCGCUGUUGAACUAGCAUCCCAUGGGCAUAAUGUCCACAUUUUCACAGCUCAUCAUGACAAAAAUCGUUGUUUUGAGGAAACUCGUGCUGGUACAUUUCCAGUUACAGUAUAUGGUGAUUUCCUGCCACGGCAUAUUUUCUACCGUCUUCAUGCUGUAUGUGCAUAUCUACGCUGCAUAUUUGUUGCUCUUUGUGUGCUGUUGAUGUGGUCAUCAUUUGAUGUUAUACUAGCAGACCAAGUCUCUGUUGUCAUCCCUUUGUUGAAACUUAAGAGGUCUAUGAAGGUUGUAUUUUAUUGUCACUUUCCAGAUAUGUUGCUGGCUCAACAUACAACUCUUUUGAGGAGGUUAUACAGGAAACCCCUUGAUUUCUUAGAAGAGCUAACAACAGGAAUGGCAGAUAUGAUACUUGUUAAUAGCAGAUUUACUGCAUCAACCUUUGCAAAUACAUUUAGGCAUCUUCAUGCAAAAGGAAUUCGACCAUCUGUUCUGUACCCAGCAGUUAAUGUGGAUCAGUUUGGCAAACCCAAUUCUUAUAUGUUAAAUUUUCUCUCCAUCAACCGCUUUGAAAGGAAAAAGAACAUAAAUUUAGCAGUUUCAGCUUUUGCAAAGCUUCAGAAGCUCAAAGGAGGUGUUCUUAAAAAUUGUAGUGUGGCUGAUGCUACCUUGACAAUUGCAGGUGGAUAUGAUAAACGCCUUAGGGAGAAUGUUGAGUAUUUGGAAGAGCUCAAAAGCUUAGCAGAGAGAGAAGGAGUGGCCAAUUCUAUUAAUUUCAUCACCUCUUGCUCAACAGCAGAAAGGAAUUCUCUUCUCUCUCAAUGCCUUUGUGUCCUUUAUACUCCAAAGGAUGAGCACUUUGGCAUUGUCCCAUUAGAGGCCAUGGCAGCUCAUAAACCUGUUAUUGCAUGCAACAGCGGGGGCCCUGUGGAAACUGUCAAGAAUGAGGUCGCAGGAUUUCUUUGUGACCCUACAGCAGAGGACUUUGCUUUGGCUAUGGCUAAAUUCAUUCAAGAUCCUGAGAUGGCUAAGAGAAUGGGUGAAGAUGCUAGGCAGCAUGUUAUUGAUUCAUUUUCUACCAAGACUUUUGGGCAGCAUUUGAAUCAAAUUCUUCUCGAUGUUGUUAAGAGUAAGGAGGACUAAAAACAGUGAAUCGAAGCUAAAGGCAGGCUUUUAGGAGAAAAUUUCGGAGAUUUGAGAUAUUAGCAUAAUUAUUUUACCAGUUGCCAUUAGAAAUACUUUUCUUUGAGUUCUAGAGAAGAUUGUAUCCAGGAGACAUACAUGAUACAUUUAUCACUUAGGGCAAUGAAGAUUCAAUGCCUUUGUAAGAUAGUUACUGCUAGGAAAAUUAUACUCUCAUUGUUGAAGUAUAAGGUUUUGUUGAUUUGUUUUACGGUACUCUUUUAACAACAAUGAUUCAUUGAGAAUCUUUCGUUACACAACAGUCACAUUAUAUCAUAUCAAAUACAUGUAUACUAUUCUA